Molecule: messenger RNA, 2941 nt
Organism: Chelmon rostratus (copperband butterflyfish)
Lineage: Eukaryota; Metazoa; Chordata; Actinopteri; Chaetodontiformes; Chaetodontidae
Product: arf-GAP with dual PH domain-containing protein 1-like
Exons: 11
Coding region: 196-1329 (377 amino acids)
Biological process (GO): positive regulation of GTPase activity
Cellular component (GO): intracellular membrane-bounded organelle; plasma membrane
Molecular function (GO): phosphatidylinositol bisphosphate binding; GTPase activator activity
Source: RefSeq, a predicted model, not a curated record
CACUAGGCUGAUAUUGCUCCACUGUGCUGCCACCCUCUACCUAAAAUUACAGCCGUCUCGGUAGCGCUCGGGCGCGUCGCGACGCGCUUUUACGAAUAGAGUGCAGCCGCGCCGGGCGUCAAUCUCACUUUUCCAUGCAUGAGAGUUUGAUGCUUUCAGCCGCUGAGCAGGCAUCUGAGCAGGAUCAUUUGCAUUAUGAGCUCGGAUCAAGAAAGGAACAGGCAGCGUGUGAAACAGCUUCUGGGGAAACCUGGCAAUGGAAACUGUGCCGACUGCGGGGCUGCAGAUCCGGAGUGGGCGUCCUACACCCUGGGUGUGUUUGUGUGUCAAAGCUGCUCAGGCCUCCAUAGAAACAUUGCUCAGAUCAGCAAGGUGAAGUCCAUCCUGCUGGAUCCCUGGAGCUCCUCUGAGGUGGAGUUUAUGGACUCUGUGGGUAACGAUGCUACCAAGGCCAAAUAUGAACAGAUAGUUCCUGCCUUCUACUACUGUCCCACACACAGAGACUGCACGCUCCUGCGGGAACAAUGGAUCCGAGCCAAGUACGAGAGGAGGGAGUUCAUGUGUGUGGAGAAGCAGGAGCCUUACUCUGCAGGUUACAGAGAGGGGUUUCUAUGGAAACGAGGCAGAGACAACGGACAGUACCUCAGCCGAAAAUUUAUUCUGUCCGAACGGGAAGGCGUUUUGAAGUACUUCAACAAGCACGAUGCCAGAGAGCCCAAAGCGAUAAUGAAGAUCAACACUGUCAAUGCCACUUUCCAGCCAACUAAAAUCGGCACGGCCCACGGCCUGCAGAUAACCUAUUUGAAGGACAACAGCACUAGGAACAUCUUUGUUUACCAUGAGGAUGGAAAGGAAAUGGUGGACUGGUUCAACGCCAUCCGAGCAGCCAGGUUUCACUACCUGCAGGUGGCUUUUCCCGGAGCUCCUAACUCUGAUUUGUUGCCACAGCUAACCAGGAACUACAUCAAGGAGGGUUACAUGGAGAAAACUGGUCCAAAGCACACAGAGGGCUUCAAGAAGAGAUGGUUCACGAUGGAUGACAGGAGGCUCAUGUACUUCAAAGAUCCACUGGACGCCUAUGCACGAGGCGAGGUGUUCAUUGGUAGUAAGGAUAACGGCUACACUGUACUUCCCGGCCUCCCACCGAACAUUCAGGGCUACCACUGGCAGUUUGGAAUUACCAUAGUGACCCCAGACAGGAAAUUUCUAUUUGCAUGCGAGACCGAAGAAAAUCAGAAAGACUGGAUGGCCGCAUUUCAGACUGUUCUCAACAGACCAAUGCUGCCUCAGGAGUAUGCAGUGGAGGCCUAUUUCAAGCACAAACCUUGACUAUCGUAGUGUUUGAAGAACUGUUGGUGCUGGAGGAGCAGCAGUAAGUGGAACUGGAGGAAGAGAAGAACCUGAGAUAUGCACUUGAGAUCUUAUAGUGGGAGCCUUUAUAAAAACUUAAGAGUGACAGAAAAAAAAGGACAUAAAGGUGAGACAGCUUUGCCCACAGUUAGCAUUCCCACAGCGACUCAUUUACUCCACCUGCUAUCCUGCUCCACCCGACCUACAUUAUGUGCCAGACCCAUUUCGUAGGGAGUCCGAAUCACUCCUGAGCUCAUGAAUGUUAGCCUAACUCACUUAUCUGUUAUGUGAUUUACAUACUUGAAAGCGGUCAGUCAUCCUGACCUGAAUGUGCAGAAGUUAUGUGCGUGACUUGUUGGUCGGAAUCACACUUGUGCUGCUCAGAUGUCAAAAUCUGUGUUUUCGUUGUUCUCAGUAAUAUAGUAUUAUAUCAAUACUUAAAUUACCCAGAUGUUUAAUACAACUGGAUUAACCUUGCUUUUCACCUAAGUGUACAAACUACGCCUUUCUGGCCACUUAUGUGCACCCUUAAACAAACAUUGUCUGACACAGGACUGUAACACAUCAGUCAGAAGGAAUCAUAUAGACAUGGUCUGCAGAUAUUCACACACAUACAUUUCCAUGUGUGACUACAAUAUUUAAUUCUCAAUGUAUUUAUUUUUUAACUGUCUAAUUUGCUGUACACUGCAAUAUUCUAGUACCAAGCAGUGCAGGUAUAAGCUAGUUUUGCUUUUUUUUAUACAUAUUUAAGCAGCAAUGUAAAACGCUUUGGCUGAUGUUUAUGGUUAAGAAUUGGCUUUCCUUUUUUUUUUGAUUUUGCAAAACUGCAUACAAAUUUAGCAUUUAUUUUAAUGUGGUGUUAUUUAUCCAGCAGAGGGAGACAAAGGAGAGGUUUUAAAACUGAGCCUCACAAAACACACACACACACACACACUCCAGGGGCUCAUUGACCUCACCAAACCAGUGACUGCAGGUGUGCACAUGAAAUCAUUUGUGUCCGUGCUGAAGAGAAAGGCAUGAAGACGAGUUUGAGCAGUAUUGCCACAGGGCAGUGAUGCCUUUCUUCAAACUUAUUCAAGUGAACCACAUGAGCUCAACCAUGAAACCUCCACACACACACACACACACACACGCUCUGUUACCGCUUUGAGUCUGAACACACUGUGGACUAAGUGAAUCUGAAUUACGGUCACUAUUAAAAGGGUAAAAGCCACAUUACCUUCUGUUUUUAUUGUAGUUGACUCUCAGUUACAAGAAAGAAGUUGCACAUUGAAAGGUAGUAAGACCCAAAAUCAGUACAUUACUCUGAACAUCAAGGUUGGAAAAAACAUACAGGAAAUACUGUACAGACAUAAUCAGUUUGUAUGACUAAGAUGAAAUCUACCAAAGCAACAGUCAUACAAAAAAGGCAUAAGCUUCUUUUAUGAAGAACAGGUUAAAUACUGUUAAUAGAUUAUAAGAAAUGUACUGGUCAGUCUUUUUAAGAAAACAUGGCACUAUAUACCCCAUUUAUAUAUUAAUGAAUGGGAAAUAAAACAAAAACCAUGAAAUAAAGCAGCCUACUAAUGUUUGCACAUUUGACGACAAAAAA